CGUGAUGUUUUUACAAAUAAACCACACCAUGUCUCUACUAUGUCCCCUUUGCAUGUACAAGGUUUUGAUCUUCUUGAAGGUGACAUUGGAACAAUUGGAUCCAAAAUUUGUUGGACCUAUACCCUUGAUGGGGAAAAGAAGAUCUCUAAACAAAUACUUGAAGCUGUAGAUCAUGAAAAUAAGAUGCUCAUACUUAAAGAAUUUGAAGGAGAUAUAACAUAUAAUUAUGAUAGUAUUAAAGCAACUCUUCAUAUCGAAACAAAAGAUGAAAUCGAUUUGGUAAGCUGGACAUUGAAGUAUGAAAGGCCAAAUGAGAAUGUCCCUGAACUUAUAAGUUUGUUGGACUUGGUUGUUGGUAUGACAAAAGGUAUUGAUGAUCACCAUGCCAAAUGAUGAAUUGAUAAGAUCUAUGUUGCUCGGACUCUUCAAAAAUGUCAUUAGGUGCAUAUCGAAUCCUUUAAUAAUAGUACAUUUUUGAAGGAUCUGAUACAAAUGUGGCAACAUUUUGAAUAGUCCAAGCAACUUAUGAUGGGAUCAUAUAUAAGCAUGUGAGCUUUACAUAAAUAAACUUUGCUUUGUUUGUUGUUUGAAAGUAUGGUAAAAAAA
Molecule: messenger RNA, 606 nt
Organism: Solanum tuberosum (potato)
Lineage: Eukaryota; Viridiplantae; Streptophyta; Magnoliopsida; Solanales; Solanaceae
Product: kirola-like
Exons: 2
Coding region: 40-393 (117 amino acids)
Biological process (GO): defense response
Source: RefSeq, a predicted model, not a curated record